AUGCGUCGCGGCUCGCUGGCGGUGGCGCAAGGUAGUAAGCUCACCACCGCCAUCUCUCUCGCCUCGUCCCAUGCCAUGUGCGCGCCGCUGUGGCGUCUGGCGCAAGUGACCAUCGUGUUGGCGUGCUGGGGCUACUUCAUAACUGCCGCAUGGCUGUCCACCCCACUUCUGGCCAAACUGCUGGGCGACAGACGACAGGACGCAGACCUGGCUCCCGAAUUCAACGCCACCUGCACCGAAGACUUCACCGCCGCCCCGACCACUGAGAAACCACCUCGGCCGCUGCCCUUCGCCGUGUGGUUCCCGCUCAACACCCGAGAUGACUUAAACUACGGCAUCGGCAUUUUCAUUCAGAGCCAGCAAGUGGCGAACGACGUGUACUGCAGCCAGUGGUUCCGGUGCAGUGUCAGCACGCGCAAGAGCGUGUACUUUGUGAUGCUGCGCGCCUUCACCCCCAGCGUCGUCAACGUCAGCGGCUUCACCGUCCUCGGGCUCGACCUCUUCUCUGCGUUAAUUCGUGCCUCGUACUCAAUGCUGGCUCUUCUGCAACAAGUCAACAACGACUGAUUGGCUACGUAUCUAACUAGCCACUAUCACCGACAUUCACUUCUUUCCUGAAAUCACGCUUCAAAACAAAAGAAGACUCGGCAAUCAACUGUCAACUCUUCUCCCUAAUACAAAACAAUGUUUAGCAUUAACAACCUAAUUAUUGUUAUUAUUACUACAUUUGUUAUCAUUGUAAACGAGAAUCUGCAAGGGGAAAUGUAUCUGAUUGAUGAAAGACUUUAUCAUUUCCUUUAUCAACAUUUUUAUUCAUGUCGAAUCGGUGUACAAACAGUGAAGGCUUAUUAACGAAAAAAGAGCA
Messenger RNA from Gryllus bimaculatus (two-spotted cricket), 865 nucleotides. NCBI's taxonomy places the organism in Eukaryota, Metazoa, Arthropoda, Insecta, Orthoptera, Gryllidae. The record is from the annotation of a GenBank genome assembly.